AUGGGGCGAAGCAAGAAACCCUGUGAAAAGGAAACGGCGAAGCGUGCUAAGAAGGGCGAGCCAAGGAGCUGUGGCAAGGAGGUGAAGAAAGAAAAAUCCAAGGCGGAUGUGAGGGAAAAGGUCAAGAAGGAGAAGAAGCCCAAGCUUCUCCAGGUGAAGCGAGCCCAGCUUCAUCUUCGAGACCUGUCGGCUGCACAGCUCGCAGCUGUGAUUUCGGGCCUCAUGCCCCGACUCACUCCUCUUCAACUCCUCAAGAUCGGCGGAGAAAUCCUUCAGGCUCGGCAGUCAUUGACAACACAAUGGAAGCAGCAGUCCAUUAAGACUUCGGAUGCCCACAUGCAAGAAAAGCUGGACAUGAUGAAACGUGAGAACGGAGCUGAGAGAUUGUGGAAAUCCAGAUUGCUGGAGCUCGUUCGUUCCGAAUGGGCCAGUGUGGAUGCAGCGAAGCGGCAGGAGAGGGAGAAGGCUCUGACUCAGAAGCUUGUUGAGUGGCAGGGUCUCGUUGAAAAAGAGAUGACAACUCUGAACGGGUCGUCUCCGGCCCCUCGGAAGAAGCCAAGGGUCAACGAGGGUCCAGUGUCGGACGGGCGGACAAAUGCGCCCGGAUCCGGGUCGCGAACAGGUGAUGAUUUGGAGGCCCGCCCUAGUCGCGAGUUCCGGGCCAAGACGGAGGCUAAGGAAGCUGCUUCAGAAGACUCAGAUGAUGAUGCGGAUCUCUUUGACAAGCGGUUCCAGCGACGUGGCCCGGCGAGUCGGGCACCGUCCAAGGAGGAUCCCAAUGACAACGACAGUCAGCUUUCUGGCGCUUUCGGCAAGGACGGUUUCAGGACGGGCAUGUCCAAUGCAGAUGCGGGCCCCGAGUGGUUGACUUCUGUGGAGUCGCAUGUGAUCAAGUUUUUGCGACAGCCUUCGGAUCGUGCUUUGUUCGGGCAGAUUUUGAUGGCAGAUGGCCUGGAUGUUUCGAGGCCGCAUAUUACAAAUUUCCAAGUCCCAGGAAAUUAA
This is a messenger RNA of Symbiodinium necroappetens, 1002 nucleotides long. Lineage: Eukaryota; Dinophyceae; Suessiales; Symbiodiniaceae. The record is from the annotation of a GenBank genome assembly.